This is a messenger RNA of Eremothecium sinecaudum, 2580 nucleotides long. RefSeq names its product Ccm1p (gene CCM1). Gene Ontology annotation, molecular function: protein binding. The record is from RefSeq and is a predicted model, not a curated record. NCBI's taxonomy places the organism in Eukaryota, Fungi, Ascomycota, Saccharomycetes, Saccharomycetales, Saccharomycetaceae. The transcript has a single exon. The coding region runs from base 1 to 2580 and encodes 859 amino acids.
AUGGCGAAAUUGGUUUCGCUUAGAGGGAAAUGUCUGGAAACAUUUCCUCAAAUGGUGGUGAGGUUCAUCACCAUUCCUAGAGCGAUGAAGUCUAGUAAACGGGGUAGAGAACGAUUAAGACCAUCUGUAUCGGACAGUCAACCGAAAAAGGGUUACAAUGAAUCAGAGUUGCUUAAUCCGGAUUUCUCGAAGGGUGAUGACGCUCACUGGAAGCAUAAAUUAAGUCAGUUAAAUGACUUUAUGAAGGACUUGCAAAAGAAGGUGAAGCUGGCAGAGGAGAUGAAGAAGCAGGAGGCUCACCGCCAAACCUUGGGCUUGGAAAAUGAAUUUGUUGUUUCUAAGAUUGAAGAAGAUGCUUCACAUGUUUACAAGGAACUGUCUUCUAGCGAGAGUAAUACCUUACAGAUAGGAGGUAGUGAAGCGAACGACUUGUCCAGUAUAAUUUUAAGUGCUUCGCAGCAGGUGGAUAGCGUUUUACCGAAGGAACUAGUGGCUAGAAUCAAUGAUGACAACCUUGUGCUGAACUCCUUGCUGAACUCCAGGAACAGAAAUUGGAACGCUAUUAUAGACCGAUUAUACCGUACUACAGAUCGUCUAAAGGGAAUACCUAAAACUGAGAUACAUUCAAAAUUCUUAGAUAAUGUGAAAGGAUUGAGCUUUGAAAAUAUUGAGAGGCUGGACAAAAUGUUGACAGAAUCAUUUGGCUCUGGUGUUGAGUUUGAUCUUGGGAUGUAUGAGACGAUAUUUAUAAACUUGUCUCAUUUAAACCCCUCCAGGAACGAUAAACAGAGAAUUAUCCAGAUGAUGUUUAAGCUUAUCGCGCGUUAUGAUGCAAUUAAAGAACAGUCAAACUUUACUUUAAGUCAGAAAGUUCUUAACAGUUGUCUGCUAUUUUCCAAAGGUAUUUCAUCAUUUGAAAAUAUGAAUGCGUUCUUAACCAAAUUCAAGGAAGACUAUGGCAUAUACCCUAAUAAGCAUAACUAUACGAUGAUCAUUCAGUUUUACGUAAAAUCCGGUCUAACAGAAAAAGCAUGGGCAGCCUUCGAUACAAUGAAGUUCCUGUCGUUGGAGCACAAACCUGAUGUAAGAACCUACAACGCAGUGAUUAACAUCUGCUGUAAAGAAAGAAACUACGCAAAAGCUAUAGAUUUGUUUCAAGAGAUGAAUGAUUUUAAAGUAGAUCCUGAUGAGAUCACGUACACAAGUAUGGCAAAGACAUUGGCGGCUUGUUCUGCGGAUUCAAUAGUGAGUGAAGGAAAGGCUGAUUCUCUAAGGCUAAUGGGGUGGAAGUAUAUUCAUUUAUUGCAAAAUAAUUUCAAAACGGUCAACGAAAGCAAGAAAACUUCUUAUGAAUAUGCUGCGGUUGAAGCCAUGAUGGCUUUGGCGGCUUAUGACGGUGACGUUGCCAUGGCCCGAGCCUUGUAUCAUCGAUAUAUUACUGCUGUUUAUAAGGCCAACCUUGCAAAAGCACAAGCCUAUGAAGAAGAUAAAAUAAAUUACCAAAGAGUAUGGCAAAAGUCCCUUUCUCCUCAAUUAUUUAAUUACCUGAUGUUAGCUUAUUCGAAAUGGUCACGCGGAAGAUUACCUAUUCUGUCUGGGUAUGAGGAAGGUGCUAGGCUAAGACAUUCUAUUUUGAACAGCAUCGACUACUUAGGAAGGCUUGAUGCUGAUGAGGGAAUCUUCACCGGAUUGCCAAUGCUGCCAUUGGCCGAGUUGUUUAAUGAAUCACAAAUCCUGUCAGAAUCAAGGGCAAUGUGGCAAUUCAAUUUGGAAUUCGGUGGGACUGUCCAGUUACGUUCCAUACCAGUGCAGGAGGCCGAAAUAGCAUUCAAUUCAUUCGCUAGAUCUGCCAAUAACUUCAGCGAGUUUAAGUUUAAAGUCAUGAAUCAAAUCGCGAAGUGGAAAAUGACCCUGGUUAACCAUCGUAUACUUAACUCUUCCAACUUGAAUACUUUCUUGACUAUUCCACUUAGAUUAGGAGACAAGAAAGAGUUUUUACUAAGAUUUGAAGAAUUUGUCUAUCAGGAGCAGAAUUUGGAUAAAAUGUUGCUGCAGUUGUAUGACUCCAUGAAAUCGCUCCCUGAGGGCGAAGCAUCGAUAAUUAGAAAUAAUAUUGAGUCAAAUAUUUCUAGUUUUGAGAAACAAAUGGAUCCUAAAAUUGAAUAUCUAGCAUCAAUGAAGCAUAAGUUAUUGGCAUCUUCACCAAUUUAUGAAUUGAAAAUAAAGUUAGCAUCGAAAUUCCGUGACAUAGAUCUGGCAACAACUACUUGGAAGGAGCGUGGCGAUUUCCGUAAAUCAAGCCCUUUUCAGGCACUGAGUAUAAGUGAAAGAAAACAUUCUGAUACUCGCUUUGCUUGUGCUAUGGUAGAGUUCUUUACUUCGUCUGGAAUGUACAAUGACGCGUUGGCCGUAGUAUUAUCAUCACAGCGUCACAUAAAGUGGACAUAUUCUAUGGUGAAACCAUUGCAUAUUGAAUUGAAACGUAUAGAGGAUACUAGUUCUGCUAGGAAGUUGUUAGAGGUUGUGAAUAAGAAAUCACCAAUUCAAAAAAUUGAUGACCAGAUAAAGAAUUUGUUAUGA